Molecule: messenger RNA, 2878 nt
Organism: Episyrphus balteatus (marmalade hoverfly)
Lineage: Eukaryota; Metazoa; Arthropoda; Insecta; Diptera; Syrphidae
Product: glutamate receptor ionotropic, kainate 2-like
Exons: 15
Coding region: 109-2868 (919 amino acids)
Biological process (GO): monoatomic ion transport; modulation of chemical synaptic transmission; synaptic transmission, glutamatergic
Cellular component (GO): plasma membrane; postsynaptic membrane
Molecular function (GO): transmitter-gated monoatomic ion channel activity involved in regulation of postsynaptic membrane potential; glutamate-gated receptor activity
Source: RefSeq, a predicted model, not a curated record
CACGAGCAGUGUUAAAGGAAUAUACACUCAGUAUUUUGCAAAGUAAAAGUCAAGUUAAUUAUACAAAAAUAAAACUGAAAAAGAAAUAUAUAAAAUAAAUCAGUGACGAUGCUAGAAUGGCAUUCAAUUUUUUUGAUAUUUGCAAUAUCGAUUAUAAGUCAGCGUAUCGAUGCAGAAAAAACAAGCAUUGGACUUAUUUACGAGUCCACAAACCCUGACAUAGAAAAGGUAUUCCAAAAAGCAAUUGACGAUGCCAAUGAAAGCAGUGAAGUAAUUCAACUAACUGCCGUUAGCGCUGCUAUUACUCCUGGAAAUGCUUUUGAAACAUCAAAAAAGCUUUGUAAAAUGCUCCGAUCAAGUGUAAUUGCGGUUUUUGGACCAUCCACAACAUUACCAGCCGCACAUGCCAUGAGCAUUUGUGAUGCCAAGGAAAUGCCAUUUAUGGAUACCCACUGGGAUUUUUCCGCACAAUUGCCCACCAUCAAUUUGCAUCCCCAUCCAAAUCAGUUAGCUGUAGCUUUACGUGACUUAGUUACAACGCUUGGCUGGCAAGGAUUUACAAUUCUCUAUGAAACUGGUGAAUAUUUGUCAGUUGUAAAUGAAUUACUUAAACUAUAUGGAACGAGUGGUCCAGUUGUUACACUACGUCGCUAUGAGUUAGAUAUCAAUGGGAACUAUCGCAAUGUCCUGCGAAGGGUAAAAAGGUCUGAUGACUUUUCGAUUGUAGUUGUUGGUUCCAUUGAAACUCUUCCUGAACUCUUCAGCCAGUUGCAACAAGUUGGCCUAAUGAAUGAUGAAUAUCGCUAUGUUGUUGGAAACCUUGAUUUACAAACUAUUGACCUGGAACCCUAUCAGCAUAGUGAUGUUAAUAUAACAGGCUUUCGAUUGGUUUCGCCGGAAAAUCAGCGUGUCAUUGAAAUUCUAAAAUCGAUUGAUAACAGUGAACAGAGUUCCUCACAAAAUAUAUCCUGUCCCCUGAAUGUAAAUAUGGCGUUGGUCUAUGACGGAGUACAAUUAUUAGUGGAAACUUUAAAGUAUGUCAAUUUUCGGCCUGUGCAAUUGAAUUGCAAUGAUGAUAGUAGCUGGGAUAAGGGAUACACUUUAAUAAAUUACAUGAAGUCGCUUUCAAUAUCAGGAAUAUCCGGUGAACUUAAAUUCGACAAUGAAGGCCUUCGCACUGAUUUCCAACUUGAAACUAUUGAAUUGACAUCUUCGGGAUUGUCAAAGAUAGGCACAUGGUCUUCACAAGAAGGUUUUUCAAUGAAUCGUAAGCCACCCCCUCAAGCACUUGAAGUCGAUCAACGUUCUUUGGUUAAUAAAACUUUUGUUGUAAUAACUGCAUUGACGGAUCCCUAUGGCAUGCUCAAGGAAACACCAGCCAAAUUGGAAGGAAAUGAUCAAUAUGAAGGAUUUGGUAUUGAUCUUAUUGCAGAAUUGGGGAAAAAACUUGGAUUUAACUUUAAAUUUAGAUUACAAGAAGACAAUAAAUAUGGUUCAUUGGAUCCUGUAACUGGAAAGUGGAAUGGAAUGAUUUUGGAAAUUAUAGAAGGUCGGGCUGACUUGGGCAUUACAGAUCUUACUAUGACAUCUGAUCGUGAAAGUGCUGUUGAUUUUACUAUUCCCUUCAUGAAUUUAGGAAUUGCAAUUUUAUACAAAAAACCGGUUACAGAGCCUCCCAAACUUUUUUCCUUCAUGUUGCCAUUUUCGGGAGAAGUGUGGCUAUUGCUAGGAUUAGCAUAUUUUGGAGUUUCAGUUAGUCUUUUUGUUCUAGGACGAUUAUCUGCUGCUGAAUGGGAUAAUCCUUUUCCAUGUAUUGAAGAGCCAACAGAAUUAACAAAUCAAUUUAGCUUUGCAAAUUCAUUAUGGUUUUCCGUUGGGGCUUUAUUUCAACAGGGAUCAGAAAUUGCACCAAAAGGAAUAUCGACAAGAAUAGUUGGAUCAGUUUGGUGGUUCUUCACAAUAAUUCUAGUUUCUUCGUAUACAGCUAAUUUGGCUGCCUUUUUGACUGUUGAAUCAGUCAGUUCUCCGAUUGAAAGUGCCGAGGAUCUUGCAGCAGGUAAAGGAAAUGUUAAAUAUGGAGCCAAAAAGGGCGGAAGUACUUUUACUUUUUUUCAAGAAGCAAAUUAUCCUACUUACGAAAAAAUCUAUGAAUUCAUGAAAGAGAAUCCAGAAUACAUGACCACAACCAACAACGAAGGAGUGGAGCGUGUUGAGAAUGAAAACUAUGCCUUCUUUAUGGAAUCUACCACAAUUGAGUACGUUGUGGAACGAAAGUGUACCCUAGCUCAAGUUGGACAAUUGCUGGAUGAAAAGGGCUAUGGAAUUGCUAUGCGCAAAAAUAGCCCCUAUAGAGAUGUCCUAAGUCUAGCUAUUUUGGAAUUACAAGAACAAGGUGUCCUCGCGAAAAUGAAAACAAAAUGGUGGAAAGAAAAACGCGGAGGAGGAGCAUGUGCGGAAGAUGAUGGAAGCAGUCAAGCAAACGAAUUAGGAAUGCCAAAUUUGGGAGGUGUAUUUUUCGUCCUCUUUGUCGGUUGCAUCCUUGCAAGUUUAAUUGGAGUUUGCGAAUGGAUUUUGAGUAUUUAUUUCAGAGCAAGAGAUAAUAAGGUGCCAUUCAAAAAAGUAUUUCUCGAGGAAUAUCAUUUUGUUAUGCAAUGUUCAGGAAAUACUAAGGCAGUUAAAUAUCCUAAAAGUAGCAGAAGCUCCAGCACAUUUUCGAGGUCUAGUUCCGGCUUCAAAUCGAAAAGAUCAUCAAUCAGCCUGGAUUCUAUUCCUACAGAUUGGAAUGAUAGUAAAAUAGAUAAUAAUUAUCAUAGUGAAUAUGAGAAAAACCACCAUCACCACCACCAAAAUAAUCAAAUAAAUAUUUAACUUUUAUUGA